Messenger RNA from Poecilia reticulata (guppy), 4914 nucleotides. RefSeq names its product glutamate receptor, ionotropic, AMPA 2b (gene gria2b). Lineage: Eukaryota; Metazoa; Chordata; Actinopteri; Cyprinodontiformes; Poeciliidae. Gene Ontology annotation, biological process: monoatomic ion transport. Gene Ontology annotation, molecular function: ligand-gated monoatomic ion channel activity; signaling receptor activity. The record is from RefSeq and is a predicted model, not a curated record. Gene Ontology annotation, cellular component: membrane.
CCGCCUUCUCAUUAACAUUCCUCAGUUGUGGGUGUGAUACCGAGAAGAUCUCCGGCGCGCGGAGCGGAGACGCGCACCGGCUCCGUGCGUUCAGAAGAGAAGAGGCGCAGCUGCCGGUGGAAGGGGAGUGACGAGGAGGAGCGGAAAAAGAGACAGCAGAACCUCACCGCCGGCGACCAUUCCUCUACUGGUGUCAUUUACCUGCUACAAAACGCACAUUUCAAGAAGACUUCCUCUUUUUUUUCUCUCCGAGGCUAAAGGUUCUUAAUAUGUGUUGGAUCUAACGCCUCCAAACAGAAACAAGGGAAGACCAGACUCAUCUGGUGGAUGUGGACACCUGAACUGUAGACAUGGGAAAUAUAGUGAAUUUAUUUUUUUCUAUUCUUCUGGUUUUAUGGGUCUGCGCGUUUGGGGGCUCGCCCAGUGUUCAAAUUGGGGGACUUUUUCCAAGGGGCGCAGAUCAAGAGUACAGCGCGUUUCGGAUAGGAAUGGUUCAGUUUGGAACCUCGGAAUUCAGACUGACACCCCAUAUUGACAAUCUGGAGGUUGCCAACAGUUUUGCUGUGACCAACUGUUUUUGUUCACAGUUCUCAAGAGGAGUCUACGCCAUCUUUGGGUUUUAUGAUAAGAAGUCCGUCAACACCAUCACGUCGUUUUGUGGCACGCUACAUGUGUCCUUCAUAACGCCCAGCUUCCCUCUGGAUGGAAACCUGCAGUUCGUCAUCCAGAUGCGGCCUGAUAUCAAGGGGCCCCUCCUCAGCCUGAUCGAGUACUACAAGUGGGACAAGUUCGCCUAUUUGUAUGACAGCGAUCGAGGCCUGACCACUCUGCAGGUUGUUCUGGACAUCGCAGCAAUAAAGGAGUGGCAUGUGACGGCCAUCAAUGUGGGAAACCUCAAAGAUGAGAAGAAGGACGAAGCUUACCGCUCACUCUUCCAAGAUCUGGAGAGCAAGAAAGAGAGGAGGGUGAUCCUGGACUGCGAACAGGACAAAGUGAAGGACAUCAUGGAGCAGGUCAUCAAAAUUGGCCAACAUAUUAAAGGCUAUCACUACAUCAUAGCUAAUCUGGGUUUUGUUGAUGGAGACCUUUCCAAAAUUCAGUAUGGUGGCGCUAACGUGUCAGGCUUCCAGAUUGUUGAUUUCGAAGAACCUUUGGUCUCAAAGUUUAACCAACGGUGGGAAGCACUGGAGGAGAAGGAAUAUCCAGGAGCAGACAGCAAAAUACGGUACACAUCAGCGCUGACCUACGAUGCUGUUCAGGUGAUGACAGAAGCCUUCAGAUACCUUCACAAGCAGCGCGUUGACUUCACGAGGAGGGCCAACACAGGGGACUGUCUGGCUAAUCCAGCUGUGCCUUGGGCUCAGGGAGUGGAAAUAGAGCGAGCCCUGAAACAGGUGAAUGUGGACGGCCUUUCUGGAAACAUCCAGUUUGAUCAACAUGGAAAGAGACUCAAUUACACAGUGGGUGUGAUGGAGUUAACGGAUAAUGGUCCUGUGAAGAUUGGAUUCUGGAAUGAAAACAACAAAAUGGUUGUGACCAAAAAAGAUAUCUCCAGCAACGACACAAUCGGGGGAAACAAAACAGUUGUUGUCACCACCAUUUUGGAAGCUCCGUAUGUCAUGCUGAAAAAGAACGCCGACCAGUUUGUGGACAACGAACGCUACGAGGGUUACUGCGUUGAUCUGGCUGCAGAGAUAGCCAAACACUGCGGCUUCAAGUAUGAGCUGAGAAUCGUGGGUGAUGGAAAGUACGGAGCCAGAGAUGCAGAAACCAAAAUCUGGAAUGGAAUGGUUGGGGAGUUGGUGUAUGGUAAAGCAGACAUCGCAGUGGCGCCCUUGACCAUAACAUUGGUGCGAGAGGAAGUGAUUGACUUCUCUAAGCCUUUUAUGUCUCUGGGAAUCUCCAUCAUGAUCAAGAAACCUCAGAAAUCCAAACCCGGAGUGUUUUCUUUCUUGGACCCGCUGGCCUAUGAGAUCUGGAUGUGCAUCGUUUUUGCCUACAUCGGCGUCAGCGUGGUGCUGUUUCUUGUCAGCCGCUUCAGCCCAUACGAGUGGCACACUGAGGAGUACGAAGACGGCCAGAUCCAGACCAAUGAGUCGACUAACGAGUUUGGCAUAUUUAACAGCCUGUGGUUCUCGCUUGGAGCCUUCAUGAGACAAGGAUGUGACAUUUCUCCCAGAUCCCUGUCUGGGCGUAUUGUUGGUGGCGUCUGGUGGUUCUUUACUCUAAUCAUCAUCUCCUCCUACACGGCUAACCUGGCUGCCUUUCUGACUGUGGAGAGGAUGGUUUCUCCCAUUGAAAGUGCGGAGGAUCUGGCCAAACAGACGGAGAUAGCAUAUGGAACUCUGGACUCUGGCUCCACUAAAGAGUUUUUCAGGCGCUCAAAAAUUGCCCUCUUUGACAAAAUGUGGACAUACAUGCGCAGCGCAGAACCCUCUGUCUUUGUAAAAACCACAGCCGAAGGGGUCCAGAGAGUCCGCAAGUCUAAAGGGAAGUACGCCUACCUGCUGGAGUCCACCAUGAACGAAUACAUCGAGCAGCGGAAGCCCUGCGACACCAUGAAGGUGGGAGGUAACCUGGACUCCAAAGGCUACGGGAUCGCCACGCCGAAAGGAUCCUCAUUAAGAACGCCAGUAAACCUUGCAGUAUUGAAACUCAGUGAACAAGGCGUCUUAGACAAGCUGAAAAACAAAUGGUGGUACGAUAAAGGUGAAUGUGGAGCCAAGGACUCUGGAAGUAAGGAGAAGACCAGUGCCCUAAGCCUGAGCAACGUGGCUGGGGUCUUCUACAUUCUGGUCGGCGGACUCGGUUUGGCCAUGCUGGUGGCCUUGAUUGAGUUCUGUUACAAGUCCCGAGCCGAGGCGAAACGAAUGAAGGUGACCUUUGGGGAUGCCAUGAGGAAUAAAGCGAGACUUUCCGUUACAGGGAGUACUGGGGAGAAUGGUCGGGUGAUGACUCCAGAGUUUCCCAAAGCUGUCCACGCUGUCCCGUAUGUGAGACCUGACAUGGGACUAAACGUCAGCCUGACAGAUCUAUCCUGAUCACUGAGAAACUCCUGAGUGCCUUACAACAGUUUUAAUAGAGUGAUUUUUUUUUUUCUUUCGUCCCUCGUUUCUGUUUUGGCACUUUUUUUUUUGUUUGUCUUGUGAAAAAGUAAAGGUAUGAGAGAGAUUUCUCUUUCUCCACACAAAGACUUUUACUGUUGCUCUCUAUCUACAUUUUCCAUAAAAUAGCUUCCCUUCAAGGGUGGAAUUUUACUCGAAAUAUAAACAGUUGGCUUUUGUUUUCUAGACUUGUGGUGUCAUGCUUUCCUACCUGCUUGAACUGGACUGAGAAAGAAGCAAGGGCUUGAUUCACGGCUGCAGUUUCUCCUGGGUGUCAGCGAUUCAGUCAGCCCCGCUGUAUUUGUGUGCCUGAAUAAUGGAAGUGCGUGUGUGUGUGUGUGUUUGCGUGCGUGUGUGUGUGUGUGUGUCUGCGUGAGUGUGAGAGAGGGAGGGGUCAAUUUAUUGAUUACAACUGUUUCUGUAGCCCCCGCCCGCCAAACUGGAUUUUCAAGCACACUUGAUAUCACCUCCAUUAAGAUGUGAAAUGGAUUUUUUUUUUUUUUUUGUAAAAAAAAUUUGCAGAGGAAAAAAAUGUACAAAAAAAAUAUUUUUAUGUAUUUUCACAGAAUAGCUUUUAAAUAAACUUGCGUACAUACUGGUUGGAUAUGAACGACUUAACGUGAGAGUUCAGAUAAAAAGUACUAAACAGCUUCUAGUUCCAUAAUUUGAAAGCCAAAAACAUUACAUAAGAGAGUGAGAUCUUAAAGUCAUGUAAUUAAUUCUUAAUAAAAACUUUCCUGUAUAUUUUAUUCUUUAACAUUAGGUGUUGAUAUGAUCUAUAUGUCAAUGCUUGACAUUUGGAAAUAAUCCUUCUUAGCUUUUUAUUGUUGGAGUUGUUGCAGCAAUUUUCUUUUGUUCUUUUGUCUCUGUUGGCUUCAGUGCUUUUGCUGUUUGUAAUUUUUCUGACGAGGACCAGAGUUACCGCUCUGUUUUCAAGAAGAAACAUAAUCUGUUUACAUGCCAUGAAUGGAAAACAAUGAACAGGAUGAUACGGUAUUAUAGUAUUACAUUCUGAGGACAUGAAGAGGAGGCAUCCACUUUCAUAUGGCUUAGGUGAAGGUCCAAAAUGCCAAAUAAGUAAGAGUGCCAAAUUCUAGUGCCAGUAGGUAUAACUAUAGUCUUACUAUAAUAAAUAACUGUCAUCUCAGUGAAUGUAAAUGACUCUGAUACAUUCUGUAACUUUUGUAUCUAGGUGUACAGUUGGUGGCAAUGACAGUGCUAAUAACAAUAGCCUUUUUGCUUUGUUUUUCCGUCUCCAUAUUUUUUGCAUUGAUCUGACAAUAAAGUAGCACCGGUUGCAUGUCGUUGCCACAUUAUACUACAUACGUUUAUUUCAUUAAUGCCAUUUGUUUUCAUUUUAUUGUUGAGACUGUGAGGUUACCUAUUUGAAAUUGGAAAUAUAAUGUAAGACAUAUACAUAUAUAAAUAUAGAUAUACACACAAUAUAUAUACAUAAAUCAUAUAUUUUAUAUAAAAAGUUAAAAUAUUUAAAAACUGUGUCCCGUUACAAAAGCUACUUUGCUUCCAUUAAAUACUACAUUUAUUUGUCAGCAUUCUAAAAAUGCUUUUAAACUAUUUUCACUUCUGUUUUGCACUAUUUUUUAAAUUAGCACAUUUGUCUUCAAUUCCCUGUCAAAACUCAACCUAAGCUGUAUUAUUUUCAAUGUUUCUUCAAAUCAACAUUAUAAACAAACCAUAGUUGCUAUUCAGUUCCAUUACAUAUUAACACUGACAUUUUGUAUAUGGAAUGUGUGCUAACUUCAUUAUUUUUGGAAACUAUUUCUAAAUAAAAGUUGCUGAUUUCUUGUUA